UCUUUCCUUUUUCUUUAAAAUCCUCUUUUUGUCGGGUUGUCAGCCAUUGAAGGCUAUAAAUUUUUGGUAAAAUUCCGUGUAAUACUAAUUCAAAACGGUAAAAAGCGGGCAAUAUGAAACUUAAUAUAUCAUAUCCUAAUACAGGAUGUCAAAAACUGUUUGAAGUGGUGGAUGAUCAUAAAUUGCGUAUUUUCUAUGAAAAACGCAUGGGAGCUCAAGUUGAAGCAGAUGUCUUGGGAGACGAAUGGAAAGGAUAUAUUCUAAAAAUUACUGGUGGAAAUGACAAACAAGGAUUCCCCAUGAAACAAGGUGUCUUAACUCAUGGUCGUGUUCGUUUAUUAUUAAAAAAGGGACACUCUUGUUAUCGUCCAAGAAGAACUGGUGAACGAAAGCGAAAGUCUGUGAGAGGUUGCAUAGUUGAUGCAAAUAUGUCAGUUCUUGCUUUAGUAGUUGUUCGUAAAGGCGAGAAAGAGAUCCCAGGAUUAACUGACAACAUUAUUCCACGUCGCUUAGGGCCUAAGAGAGCCAGUAAAAUCCGCAAAUUGUAUAAUUUAUCGAAAGAAGAUGAUGUGAGGAGAUACGUAGUAAGACGCCCAUUACCUGAAAAAGAUGGUAAAAAGGCGAGAUCAAAAGCCCCCAAAAUUCAAAGACUAGUGACUCCAGUUACUUUGCAAAGAAAACGGAGACGUCUAGCAUUGAAGAAAAAACGACAAUUAGCUUCGAAAGAAGCCGCAGCUGAAUAUGCCAAGCUUCUUGCGCAACGUAAGAAGGAAUUUAAAGCUAAAAAAGAAGAAUUGAAACGUAAGCGUUCGGCUUCAUUAAGAGAAUCUAGGAGCUCAGUUUCAAGCGAUAAAAAAUAAAAUAAAUAUUGAAAGUCUUGUUUGAAGUUGAUAAAAUAAAUAUUUUUUAUUGCUAGAA
Molecule: messenger RNA, 918 nt
Organism: Condylostylus longicornis
Lineage: Eukaryota; Metazoa; Arthropoda; Insecta; Diptera; Dolichopodidae
Gene: RpS6
Product: 40S ribosomal protein S6
Exons: 1
Coding region: 114-860 (248 amino acids)
Biological process (GO): translation
Cellular component (GO): ribosome
Molecular function (GO): structural constituent of ribosome
Source: RefSeq, a predicted model, not a curated record